ACUUUCGGUCUCUGGCUGUCACCCGGCUUGGCCCCUUCCACACCCAGCUGGGGCAAGCCUGGUGCAUGAGGAGACUUGGACUCUAGGUCCCCAAGGGGCGGAGCCAGGGUCCCCACUCCUGGGGCAGGGGGAACAGAGGGUGGGGGGCUGAGUUCCCGGGUCCCUAACCUGGGGAGGGUUCUGGGUACCAGACGUCGGGGUUCUUAGAAGUGGAGAUAAAGAGUUUUCACCGUAACUGGGGCAGACGCAGGAAGCCUGGGGGAGGAAGGGGCGGAAACUCAGCCACAUCAAUGGGACGCGGGAGGGGCGGGGAGGCAAAGGGGCGGGCGGGGCAGGGGCUGAGGCAUGAGGGUCCGAGACUUGUUCUUCUGUCCCUUCCAAGACCCGGCCACAGGAGGCAUGCGGGGCCCCCGGCCGAAAUGACAGUGCUGGCGCCAGCCUGGAGCCCAACAACCUAUCUCCUCCUGCUGCUGCUGCUGAGCUCGGGACUCAGUGGGACCCAGGACUGCUCCUUCCAACACAGCCCCAUCUCCUCCGACUUCGCUGUCAAAAUCCGUGAGCUGUCUGACUACCUGCUUCAAGAUUACCCGGUCACCGUGGCCUCCAACCUGCAGGACGAGGAGCUCUGCGGGGCCCUCUGGCGGCUGGUCCUGGCACAGCGCUGGAUGGAGCGGCUCAAGACUGUCGCUGGGUCCAAGAUGCAAGGCUUGCUGGAGCGCGUGAACACGGAGAUACACUUUGUCACCAAAUGUGCCUUUCAGACUCCUCAACCCUGCCACCCCCAUGGAGUCCCCGGGCCCUGGAGGCCACAGCCCCGACAGCUCCACAGCCCCCUCUGCUCCUCCUACUGCUGCUGCCCGUUGGCCUCCUGCUGCUGGCCGCUGCCUGGUGCCUGCACUGGCAGAGGACGCGGUGGAGGACACCCCGCCCUGGGGAGCAGGUGCCUCCCGUCCCCAGUCCCCAGGACCUGCUGCUUGUGGAGCACUGACCUGGCCAAGGCCUCAUCCUGGGGAGGACACUGAGGCACACAGAGGGGAGUCACCAGCCAGAGGAUGCAUAGCCUGGACACAGAGGAAGUUGGCUAGAGGCCAGUCCCUUCCUUGGGCCCGAUGCCCCUCUCAUUCCCUCCCCAGGAUGGAGGCAACGCCAGAACCCAGCACCGGCCCCACUUGCCCAACUCUGUACAAAGCCCUUGUCCCCAUGAAAUUGUAUAUAAAUCAUCCUUUUCUACCA
Symphalangus syndactylus (siamang) is the source of this 1233-nucleotide messenger RNA. RefSeq names its product fms related receptor tyrosine kinase 3 ligand (gene FLT3LG). Gene Ontology annotation, biological process: positive regulation of cell population proliferation. Lineage: Eukaryota; Metazoa; Chordata; Mammalia; Primates; Hylobatidae. The record is from RefSeq and is a predicted model, not a curated record. Gene Ontology annotation, molecular function: cytokine activity; receptor tyrosine kinase binding. Gene Ontology annotation, cellular component: cell surface; membrane.